Molecule: messenger RNA, 1263 nt
Organism: Morchella sextelata
Lineage: Eukaryota; Fungi; Ascomycota; Pezizomycetes; Pezizales; Morchellaceae
Exons: 7
Coding region: 1-1263 (420 amino acids)
Biological process (GO): protein phosphorylation; intracellular signal transduction
Cellular component (GO): nucleus; cytoplasm
Molecular function (GO): MAP kinase activity; ATP binding
Source: RefSeq, a predicted model, not a curated record
AUGGAUAAUUCUAUGACCGGCCGAAAGGUUUUCAAAGUCUUCAACCAAGACUUCAUUGUCGAUGAACGUUACGUUGUCAACAAGGAACUCGGACAGGGAGCUUAUGGUAUCGUCUGUGCUGCCAAUAAUACAGCCACCGGCGAAGGUGUUGCAGUCAAAAAAGUCACCAAUGUGUUUUCCAAGAAGAUUCUGGCGAAGAGAGCCUUGAGAGAAAUCAAGUUGUUGCAGCAUUUCCGAGGGCACCGCAACAUCACUUGUCUAUAUGAUAUGGACAUUCCUAAACCAGAAAACUUCAAUGAAGUUUACCUUUAUGAAGAGCUCAUGGAGUGCGAUCUGGCCGCCAUCAUUCGAAGUGGUCAGCCAUUGACGGACGCGCAUUUUCAAUCCUUUAUAUACCAGAUUCUUUGCGGCUUGAAAUACAUCCACUCGGCAAACGUUCUCCACAGAGACUUGAAGCCCGGAAAUUUAUUGGUAAAUGCCGACUGCGAACUCAAGAUUUGUGAUUUCGGCCUCGCCAGAGGAUUCGCUAUCGAUCCCGAGGAGAACGCUGGGUACAUGACGGAGUAUGUUGCUACUAGAUGGUACAGAGCCCCGGAGAUCAUGUUGAGCUUCCAAAGCUACACAAAAGCCAUCGACGUAUGGUCUGUUGGUUGUAUUCUAGCAGAACUCCUCGGAGGCCGACCUUUUUUCAAGGGUAGGGAUUACGUGGAUCAACUCAACCAGAUUCUUCACUACCUAGGUACACCCAACGAAGAAACGCUUUCGCGGAUUGGCUCGCCCCGUGCACAAGAAUAUGUGCGCAACCUCCCAUUCAUGCCUAAGGUGCUAUUCCAGCGGCUCUUCCCGAACGCCAACUUGGAUGCCCUCGACCUUCUCGAUCGUAUGCUUGCAUUCGACCCGACAUCCAGAAUAUCGGUCGAGGAAGCGUUGGAGCACCGUUAUCUCCACAUCUGGCACGAUGCUUCAGAUGAACCUAACUGCCCCACGCCGUUCGACUUUAGCUUCGAGGUAGAGGAGCAAAUUCCGGAGAUGCGACAGAUGAUCUUAGACGAGGUGGUUCGAUUUAGACAUAGCGUCAGGAGGCAGCCAGCCCCAGCGGCAACAUUAGAUCCAAACCAAGGCCGAAAAGACAGCAUUGGUAUACCAGAACAGCAAUGGGCGCAACAGGCCAGGAGCGAUGUACCACGACCGCACGAGGCGAACGUUAGAAACCAAGGGUUAGAGCAGGAUCUGGCCGGAGGGUUGGACGCAAUGCACCACUAG